CCACCCAACAUGAUGAGACCAACUCGAUGAGAUCUGCGGCUCGAGGUAUUCCGGUCGUUCCUGUUCACUCCAACGGCCAUGAUGUUGAGUGCCGUAUCAAAGGCAGCCGCUGGUGCCUUGAGGGCUGUUAAACCAACUCUACUACAAAAUGAAGUCACAAAAGCAACAGCGACGUUGUCAGUCAACCGACGUGACUACGCGGCGAAAGCAGCGGCCCAGCCCAAGUCUGGCACAGCCACGGGUAAAAUCGUAGCUGUAAUCGGUGCUGUGGUGGACGUACAGUUCGACGAGGCACUCCCCCCAAUCCUCAAUGCCCUCGAGGUGCAGAACCGUUCCCCCCGUUUAGUUCUCGAGGUUGCCCAACAUCUUGGUGAGAACACCGUCCGUACCAUCGCCAUGGACGGUACUGAGGGUCUCGUCCGAGGCCAGCCAGUCUUUGAUUCCGGAUUUCCAAUCAGAAUUCCAGUCGGGGCUGAGACCCUCGGACGUAUCAUCAACGUCAUCGGUGAACCCAUUGAUGAGCGUGGACCUGUGGACACUGACAAACUCGCUGCUAUUCAUGCUGAUGCUCCUGAGUUCGUGGACAUGAGUGUCGAGCAGGAGAUUUUGGUCACUGGUAUCAAGGUCGUGGACCUUCUGGCUCCUUAUGCCAAGGGAGGAAAGAUCGGACUCUUCGGAGGUGCUGGAGUCGGCAAAACUGUAUUGAUCAUGGAGCUGAUCAACAAUGUUGCCAAGGCCCAUGGUGGAUACUCAGUGUUCGCUGGGGUUGGUGAGAGAACUCGUGAGGGUAAUGAUCUCUACCACGAGAUGAUUGAGUCAGGUGUUAUUUCCCUGAAAGAUAAAACAUCGAAGGUGGCUCUUGUAUAUGGGCAGAUGAACGAACCUCCUGGCGCUCGUGCCAGGGUUGCUCUCACUGGUCUCACUGUUGCUGAGUACUUCAGGGAUCAGGAGGGUCAAGAUGUACUACUGUUCAUUGACAAUAUCUUCAGGUUCACUCAGGCUGGUUCUGAGGUAUCUGCUCUUCUCGGUCGUAUUCCAUCGGCUGUAGGAUACCAGCCAACCCUGGCCACUGACAUGGGUACCAUGCAGGAGCGUAUCACCACCACGAAGAAGGGUUCAAUCACCUCAGUGCAAGCUAUUUACGUGCCAGCUGAUGAUUUGACAGAUCCAGCUCCAGCCACGACAUUCGCCCACUUGGACGCCACCACUGUGCUCUCCCGUGCAAUCGCUGAGCUCGGUAUCUACCCAGCUGUCGAUCCCCUCGACUCCACCUCUCGUAUCAUGGACCCCAACAUCAUUGGAGCCGAGCACUACAACAUUGCUCGUGGAGUUCAGAAGAUUCUGCAGGACUACAAAUCCCUUCAGGAUAUCAUUGCUAUCCUGGGUAUGGACGAGUUGUCUGAGGAGGACAAACUCACUGUAGCAAGGGCUAGGAAAAUCCAGAGGUUCCUCUCUCAGCCAUUCCAGGUCGCUGAGGUGUUCACUGGCCACGCAGGAAAAUUGGUACCCCUCGCUGAGACCAUCAAGGGAUUCCAGAAAAUCCUAGCAGGUGAGCUCGACCACCUCCCAGAGGUAGCUUUCUACAUGGUGGGCCCCAUCGAGGAGGUCGUCGCCAAGGCCGACACCCUCGCAAAACAAUAAAUAAAGUAAAAAACCAUCAAAUAAAAGAAGAAAAGACACAUUUUUAAGAGAAACAAUAAUGGUUAAAAAACAACUUCUCGUCAUCAAUUCAUUCAAUAAAUCAGUACCUCAAUUAUUUGUAUAGUAUAAUCCAUUUGAACUACUCAUACGCCCUUCAAGUGAUUGUUCUGGACCUUUAGUUGAAGACAGAAAUUUGUCACUUACAAAUUGGAAUAAAAAAAUGUCGUAAUGGUACGCUUGGCCAUCAGGCACCAAGUUAUUGUAAAUUAGUAAGGAAAAACGAAGUAAUAAUAAAAAAAAAGUUUUAAAAAACAAA
Messenger RNA from Diachasma alloeum, 1957 nucleotides. RefSeq names its product ATP synthase subunit beta, mitochondrial (gene ATPsynbeta). The transcript is spliced from 5 exons. Lineage: Eukaryota; Metazoa; Arthropoda; Insecta; Hymenoptera; Braconidae. Gene Ontology annotation, molecular function: ATP hydrolysis activity; proton-transporting ATP synthase activity, rotational mechanism; ATP binding. The record is from RefSeq and is a predicted model, not a curated record. Gene Ontology annotation, biological process: proton motive force-driven mitochondrial ATP synthesis; proton transmembrane transport. The coding region runs from base 79 to 1641 and encodes 520 amino acids.